This is a messenger RNA of Phyllotreta striolata, 642 nucleotides long. NCBI's taxonomy places the organism in Eukaryota, Metazoa, Arthropoda, Insecta, Coleoptera, Chrysomelidae. The record is from the annotation of a GenBank genome assembly.
CGCAAUAGUAACAAUGUUAACAAUCACAAUCCGCUCGUUUUCCCGAAAUCCCCAUGAUUCUAUUAAUUAUCUGGAGAAGCGCCAAUUCGCGCAACACGUAAGGUUGCUAGUUUAUUAGUUUUACGUCCAAAAAAAACAACAUUUAUACGACAAAAAGAUCGAUUCCGGUGCGAAAAUGCAGCAGAUAAUCAGCAUGGAGGUGGGCAAGGGCCGCGUCGAGUCCUCCCGCUACAUCACCAAGAGGUUGUGCUGCAGUUUGCUGCUCACCGUGGCGUUUCUCUCGAUGAUCGGAGGUUUCUUUUUGGGGAAAUUCGUGUCCGACAGGACGAACUCGCAGUACCGGCAGGGCUACAGGGAGUUGACGGGCAAAGUGGACGCGUUGAACGUCAAUUUCGUCCAAUUGAGCGGCAACCGAUCGGGAAACUUGGCUGAAAACGCGAGUUUCUUCAGAUGCAAUUUUUCCACGAUCGGUCACAACGAUAGCGGAAAAUUAACGGCGACGAAUUAUUUGAGUAAACUCAAUCAUUGUUUUGAUAGUGGUGUUAAAUAGAUUAAGUUAGAUAGAAUUAUAAAAUUUGCACAAAAAUUUCGUUUUUUUAAAAUCUGUUAACGGGUAAGGUUAGUAAACUGCGAAAUACCGAG